Molecule: messenger RNA, 3739 nt
Organism: Trifolium pratense (red clover)
Lineage: Eukaryota; Viridiplantae; Streptophyta; Magnoliopsida; Fabales; Fabaceae
Product: protein FAR1-RELATED SEQUENCE 5-like
Exons: 3
Coding region: 896-3640 (914 amino acids)
Molecular function (GO): zinc ion binding
Source: RefSeq, a predicted model, not a curated record
AUUCUAUGGUGCCGCCUUCAAAUUGAAGGUUUCAGAACCGUCUUUGACUGGCCAAUCAGAAGCCAGCAUUUAGGAGAGCUGACUUUUUGAUAUAUAAAGGAUGCCACGUAGGACAUCCAUGGUGUGGGCCGUCCAUGUGUACCCUCAAUCUUUUUAAAAUGCUACUAUGACCCAAACAUAUUAAAGUUACAAUAUAUGACCCCUAAACAUAUUUAACUUAAAAUAUUUAACCCUCAAAUAUUUUGUUUUUUAAAUUGAAAUUGAAAUUUAUAAAAUACAAUAGGCAUUUUAUUUUAGUGGUUUUUAACAUAAAAACUUAAACUUUCCUUCAAGAAAAUAAAACAGAAAAACGUAAACUUCCUUCCUUGACAAUAUUCUUCUUCGAUUUCUCAAUGAAAAAAAACAUCUUCUUCAUUCGACCUUCAGCUUCUUCUUCCGCCAUUGUAGACACACAACAAACUCAUUCUUCACUUUCGUAUUGACAGCAGAUUUCAUAAGGUAUUUGGGUAUAGGGUGUGAUUAUUUCAAUUGGUUACAUGCUUUACAAUUCUGAUAUAAAUUACUAACAUGAGUGAAUAACCAGUCGAGUUUAUAUUUACAAUUCUGUGUUUGGUGUUAAUUUUAAAUUGGGAACAAGGUUUUAUUAUGUGGGAAUAAAUAACCAGUCGAAUGAAGAACAAGGUUUUAUUAUCUUCUUCGAUUUAAAAUUGAGAAUUAGGUUUUAGUAUCUGUGUUUGGUGUUAAUUUCAAAUUGGGAACAAGGUUUUAUCCGUGUGAAAGACAUAAAAUUUCUUUCUGUGUGUGGGUGUUAAUAUGAACGAAGCAUGGAGAUGUGCAGCUUGUUUGUGUAGAAACUGAAGCAUGAUAGUGAGUUGUUUAUGGUUGCUGUUGUCUUAUGUUGUGUUAUAUAUUGACAGAUUUCAAAAUGGAGAGCUACAGAGAUGUUGAUGUUCAUUCGACUGAAACUGAUUCAUCUGAUGCAUCUUCAGAAACUGAUGCCGAACAUAAUAGUAGUGAAAAUAGUGAGGAUGGAGAUGGUUAUGUUGUAUCGUCUGCAGAUCAAAGUUCAGAUGAUGAAGAUGUUGCUCAUAAUGACGAUGAUGAGGAUGCGUUUGAAGCAACUACAGGUGAUAAAUUCUUAAGGGUUGAUUCCAUGACUGUUGAGGAAAUUCGUGCUCUGGAAUUUGUAAAUGUGGCUGAAGCUUAUGAAUUUUAUUAUCAAUAUGGAAAAUGUAAAGGUUUUGCCAUUCGGAAACGCGAUGUUAGGCGUAGAGGGCCCAAAGGUAGUGAAAUCAUAGUAAUGAACGAGUUCGUAUGCAACAAGCAUGGCUCAAGAAACAAGAAGCACUUGAUUAGGGUGGAUAGGAAAAGAGAACACCGUCGUCUGACUCGUACUCAAUGCGGAGCUAGGCUCCGUGUGCUCUACAAAAAAAAUAAAGACAAAUAUGUAGUGUCAUUAUUUGAAGAGACUCAUAACCAUGAAUUAACUCCAGCUAAAUAUGUGCAUUUACACCCUGUUUAUCGUAACCUUUCUGAAUCAGAUAGAGCUCAAGUUGAUGGUCUUCAGUCACAUGGGAUCAGAACUUGUCAUAUAAUGGGAUACAUGGUUGCUCAAAAGGGUGGAUAUACUGGUGUUGGUUUUACAAAGAAAGAUUUGUACAAUUAUUUCGACAAAAAAAUGCGUAGUGCUGUUAAAGAUGGUGAUGUUUCUGCUGCUUUAAAUUAUCUUAAUGUGAAAUCAUCUACUGAUCCCAUGCUAUAUGCAGAGUAUUCUGUCGAUGGAAACGGGCGUAUGAAAACACUUUUUUGGGCAGACGGCACAAGUAGAUCUGAUUAUUUCUGUUUUGGUGAUGUGGUUGCGUUUGACACAACAUAUGGGAAGAACAAAUACAAUUAUCCACUGGUUAUUUUUUCUGGGUGCAACCACCACUUACAAUCUGUCAUAUUUGCUUCUGCAUUGGUGUCGGAUGAAACGACUGAGACGUAUAAGUGGUUGCUCAACACUUUUUUAGAGUGCAUGAAUAAUCAAUAUCCAACAGGAGUUGUCACAGACGGGGAUGGGGCCAUGAGGGAGGCUAUAAAGCAGAUUUUUCCUGAUUCAACCCAUAGGUUGUGUGCUUGGCAUUUGAACAAAAAUGCAGGUGAAAAUGUAAAGAAUGUUGGUUUUUUGCGUGGAUUUCAAAAAGCAAUGUACUCAAAUUUUACAGUUGAAGAAUUUGAAGAAUUUUGGUCAGAGCUAUUGAAGGAGACUGAACUUGAAUCACAUCCUUGGGUUGUCAAAACAUAUGAGAACAGGUCACUUUGGGCAACUGCAUAUCUACGUGAAAAGUUCUUUGGUCGUAUAAGAACUACGUCUCAAUGUGAAGCAAUCAAUGCAAUCAUCAAGAAUUAUGUAAGGAAGAAAGGGUGCAUUUAUGAAUUUAUGCACAAUUUUGAACAGGCAUUGGUAGGGUACAGAAACAAUGAACUUGUUGCUGAUUUUAACUCCAAGUUUACAGAUCCUGUGUUGUCAAGUCAUCUGCAUUUGCUUGAGAGCCAUGCUGCUAAAACUUACACCGCAGCGGUUUUUAAGGAAGUAAAAGAACAAAUUAUGAAGGUUGCUGCAUUAAUUGUGAAGGAACGGUUUACAAUGGGGGAUACCUUGAUUUUUAUAUUGAAAAAAUAUUGUCAGACUGGUUUUGAACGACAAGUUGCAUAUGAUAUUUCAACUCAAUCAUUUCAGUGUUCAUGUAGAUUGUUCGAGUCUCGCGGACUUCCAUGUUCUCACAUGUUUUAUGUCUUGAAGGAAGAGAGUAUUGAUCACAUACCUGCUAGUUUGAUUUUGAACCGUUGGACUAAGGAUGCCAAAGUUGGGUUCUUGAACAUGAAUUCUACUGGGGACUUAGAUUCCAAGAUGAUGGAACAAGCUCGUUUUGGUGCUUAUUGUUCUGCUUUUACUACUUUUUGCAAAGAAGCUUCAAAAAGGAAUGGUGUUUUUGGGGAUGUAAUGGGUGAAAUAAUGAAACUACAUCACAAGUAUUGUGAAGCUGAGGACCCUAUUGUUCCUACCGAAAAGACAUAUGUAGGUGAUCCAAUGAAUGUGAAGAGCAAAGGAGCUCCAAAGAAGAAAAAAAAUGCCCCAAAAACAACCAGACACUGUGGAUACUGCCAAAGUACCAUUCAUGAUGCUAGGAAUUGUCCGGAAAGACUGGAUUCGACUGAUGAAGAAGAUUUUGCGGUUGACUCGGUUUCGGGAAAUGAUUCUUUAAGCAAAAUACAAAAGAGAUGCAAAAAGAAAGCCAGAGGUGAUUAUGGUAGUAGGGCAAAAAAGAAAUGUUCGCAGACACCACAAAGUGAAACUGGUCAAAGUGGUAACGUUGCAAAAACGCGGAGUAGCCGGCAAAAGAAAUGUUCACAGAAACCCCAAAGUGAAACUUUUCAAAGUGUUAACGUUACAACAACGAGGCGUCCGGAUAUUAGAACCAGACAAGUGUCUCAAAUGUUUCGUGGUCAACCUAUGACGCCUGUGGGAGAGCCUGUGAUUCACCCAAUGCCUAUCGUACAACCCAUGUACCCAAUGUAUGGAAUGCCAACUGGGGAAAAUUCAAACCAUUGUUUCGGUGUCUUGCAACAAGUGAUGAAAUUUGGUGGUCAAAAUUGAGUAUUAUAUUAGGUGAAAAUUCAAACAAGUAGUUCAAAUUUGAAUGUUAUUAGCUGCUGCACUUAUGGAUAAUUAAAUUGAAUUUAUGUAAUAUUUACA